Opisthorchis viverrini is the source of this 2098-nucleotide messenger RNA. RefSeq lists its product as hypothetical. The record is from RefSeq and is a predicted model, not a curated record. Lineage: Eukaryota; Metazoa; Platyhelminthes; Trematoda; Opisthorchiida; Opisthorchiidae. The coding region runs from base 1 to 2016 and encodes 671 amino acids. The transcript has 3 exons.
AUGAAUUGCCAGAAACGGAAGGACGUUUAUUGUUUAACGCGGCUGUCGAUUCUGCUUCUGGUGUGUUUUGCUGGAGCAAUAGAGGUCAGUGUCUCUCCUGAAGUCCAAGUGGUGAGGACAGGGAACGUGGUCAAGUUGGCCAUCAAGUGCAUUCUCGAUCAACGUGAAUACUGCAAAGAUAAACCACUCGGAUUUGAGUUCAAUGAUGGAUGCCGUGCAUGUCAGUGCAAACCAGAUGAUUCCUACUGCUCUACCACCGAGUGCGUCCAGUUAGCAGAAGAAGGCACCGAACCAGAGAAGUACUGCAAGGAUAUCAUGGAAAACAAUAUGAAAUCUGUUAUUAAAAGAGUUUCGGCUGGAGAAGUUGGAAUGGAGAGGAGUACAUAUUCUACAUCGUCCCCAAAACAUACCGAAGGUAACUUGGAGAGGCAAAAAGUGAGCGAAGUUCAGCCAGGUGGCAAUGAGGUGGAAGUAAACAGCAUUGCACCGGUAUUUUCUGAAUUCAACUUUAUACGAGGAGGCAGACAUGGGCGACCUAUGCAAAAGCCAGUUUUCCAUCCAAUGAAUAAUGAGCAUAAUGGUUUUCCGCAUAUGAUGGGGCCUCCCAGGCCUAUGUCCUUUCCAAAUAACAUGGAUAGGAUUCAAGGUUUUCAUGAUGUUCCCUUGGACAUGACGAUCUCAUCUUUGAACGGACCCGAAGCUGUGGGAAAGGUGCCAGAUCGGGAUUUCCAUGGACCAGUGAUCGGCAGCGAUGGCGUUGAGCCUAAAAAUGCCACCGCAGAAGCCCUUAAAGAUACAUUCCGACGAUUGCUCGUGCCAACACUUGUAAGGGAAAACGAUAAGAAGGUUUUCGGCAGUUCCCAGAAUAUGGUUGGAAAAGUCUCUCUGGAGAAAGUCGACGGGAAUAUUCAGAAAGAUACUUCAGACAGGCCAAGCGGUGACGUCAAAGAUGAAAAAAUGAGUACUAUCAACAGGGUCUUGGGCUUGUUUUCCCAGCUGCUCACAGAUGACACUGUAACAAAAUCAACCCAACAGGGAAAGUCAAGCAAAAGAAAAGCAAAGAAGAAAAGGAAAGUGAAGAAAAACCGGAUGUCAGAGAAUAAGAAAGGCUUCCCGAGAGAUGUCAUGCAUGGUGGUCCGAUACAAAAUGACAUCUCACAUGAUGGUCCGAAUUUUCCACAGGAUAUACCUAUGUUUGCCCCUCCCAAUAGAUUUGAAGUUCCACCACAUGUUGCCGGAAGACCUGAUCAGCCUGAAAAUCCUGCCGGAAUCGGUUAUCCUAAUUUCGGUGGAAUGGCAUUUCCUGAUAAAUUCUGGACAAUGGGACAUCCAGGAAGGCCUCAUGGUCCCUUGUUUCUUCAGCAUGAACCCCCCAUACAAGAACCAAUGUAUGAUCCCUUGCAUGGACCAAAUAACGGACCCGAGAUGCCUUUUGAUGGCCCACAUUCCGAUGCUUAUGGUCCAAUCCCGGGAUAUGACUAUGAAAUGGAAUCAGGUAACAUGUUAUUUGGUCCGCCAGGAAGGCAUGAAACCGGCGACUGGAACAAUGUCAUGGGGGUUAAAAGCGGUAUAGCGUCGAAAUCUGCGAAAAGUACUUCCAGCAAUAAAUCGGAGGCAGAUGGUGACAAAACUGAAACACCCAACACGCAAAAAUCCGCAGCUCUACCACGCGCUUCCGUUUUAUUAUCUCCAAGUCGAACGUUUUUCCUAGUUGCCAAAGUUCUGCGCCGGCCAUCAAGUCACACUAGUUCUGUGAAACCUACCUCGACGAACCAUCGUUCCGUGCGACAAAUUUCGAAAAUAAAAGAUCUAGUUCGAAAAGUGAGACGCCUGCAAGGUGAAGUAAAACGUAUCAGAUAUAAACUAUACCACUGUAACAGUUAUCGAAAACGCAUACGAUAUGCACUACAAGCACAACUGAAUGUGCCCCAUAACUCUGCCACACCGAGUAAGAUGCUACUUCGUAGCAUAACAUCGGCUUUGGUUGGAGGCUAUUUGUGGAACUUGGUGUAUUAAUGCCUGUGCAUGUUUUGAGUGACAAAAAUGAGCCAUGUUGUUUAAGUGAUCAUAAUAAAAGAGCGUUUUGCAACGAAUUUUG